GGCUCGGGCCGGUCCGCCCGCGCGCAGGUGAGCGAGCCAGGGCGGAGCGCAGCUGCGCCGGGCUUGGGCGCCUGCGGCCGCCGCUCCCCACCGUCGCUUUCCCCACCGAGGCCGAGGCGACCCGAAGUCAUGGCCGGUCUGAACUGCGGGGUCACUAUCGCCCUGCUAGGGGUUCUGCUGCUGGGUGCGGCGCGCCUGCCGCGCGCGGCAGAAGCUUUUGAGAUUGCUCUGCCACGAGAAAGCAACAUUACAGUUCUUAUAAAGCUGGGGACCCCGACUCUGCUGGCAAAACCCUGUUACAUCGUCAUUUCUAAAAGACAUACAACCAUGUUGUCCAUCAAGCCUGGAGAAAGAAUAGUCUUUACCUUUAGCUGCCAGAGUCCUGAGAAUCACUUUGUCAUAGAGAUCCAGAAAAAUAUUGACUGUAUGUCGGGCCCAUGUCCUUUUGGGGAGGUUCAGCUUCAGCCCUCAACAUCGUUGUUGCCUACCCUCAACAGAACUUUCAUCUGGGACGUCAAAGCCCAUAAGAGCAUCGGUUUAGAGCUGCAGUUUUCCAUCCCUCGCCUGAGGCAGAUUGGUCCGGGUGAGAGCUGCCCAGAUGGAGUCACUUACUCCAUCAGUGGCCGAAUCGAUGCCACUGUGGUCAGGAUCGGAACCUUCUGCAGCAAUGGCACUGUGUCCCGGAUCAAGAUGCAAGAAGGAGUGAAAAUGGCCUUACACCUACCAUGGUUCCACCCCAGAAAUGUCUCCGGCUUCAGCAUUGCAAACCGCUCAUCUAUAAAACGUCUGUGCAUCAUCGAGUCUGUGUUUGAGGGUGAAGGCUCAGCAACCCUGAUGUCUGCCAACUACCCAGAAGGCUUCCCUGAGGAUGAGCUCAUGACGUGGCAGUUUGUCAUUCCUGCACACCUGCGGGCCAGCGUCUCCUUCCUCAACUUCAAUCUUUCCAACUGCGAGAGGAAGGAGGAGCGGGUUGAGUACUACAUCCCGGGCUCCACCACCAACCCCGAGGUGUUCAAGCUGGAGGACAAGCAGCCUGGGAACAUGGCGGGGAACUUCAACCUCUCCCUGCAAGGCUGUGACCAAGAUGCCCAAAACCCAGGGAUCCUCCGGCUGCAGUUCCAAGUUUUGGUCCAACAUCCACAAAAUGAAAGCAAUAAAAUCUACGUGGUUGACUUGAGUAAUGAGCGAGCCACGUCCCUUACCAUCGAGCCACGGCCCGUCAAACAGAGCCGCAAGUUUGUCCCUGGCUGUUUCGUGUGUCUAGAAUCUCGGACCUGCAGCACCAACCUCACCCUGACAUCUGGCUCCAAACACAAAAUCUCCUUCCUUUGUGAUAAUCUGACACGUCUGUGGAUGAAUGUGGAAAAAAACAUAAGCUGCACAGACCACCGGUACUGCCAAAGGAAGUCCUACUCACUCCAGGUGCCCAGUGACAUCCUCCACCUGCCUGUGGAGCUGCAUGACUUCUCCUGGAAGUUGCUGGUGCCCAAAGACAGGCUCAGCCUGGUGCUGGUGCCAGCCCAGAAGCUGCAGCAGCAUACGCAUGAGAAGCCCUGCAACACCAGCUUCAGCUACCUCGUGGCCAGUGCCAUACCCAGCCAGGACCUGUACUUCGGCUCUUUCUGCCCGGGAGGCUCUAUCGAGCAGAUCCAGGUGAAGCAGAACAUCUCGGUGACCCUUCGCACCUUUGCCCCCAGCUUCCGACAAGAGGCCUCCAGGCAGGGCCUGACAGUGUCCUUUAUACCUUAUUUCAAAGAGGAAGGCGUUUUCACGGUGACCCCCGACACAAAAAGCAAGGUCUAUCUGAGGACCCCCAACUGGGACCGGGGCCUGCCAUCCCUCACCUCAGUGUCCUGGAACAUCAGCGUGCCCAGAGACCAGGUGGCCUGCCUGACUUUCUUUAAGGAGCGGACUGGCGUGGUGUGCCAGACAGGGCGUGCAUUCAUGAUCAUCCAGGAGCAGCGGACCCGGGCUGAGGAGAUCUUCAGCCUGGACGAGGAUGCGCUCCCCAAGCCGAGAUUCCACCAUCACAGCUUCUGGGUCAACAUUUCUAACUGCAGCCCCGCGAGCGGCAAGCAGCUAGACCUGCUCUUCUGGGUGACACUUACCCCAAGGACUAUGGACUUGACUGUCAUCCUCAUCACAGUGGUGGGAGGUGGAGCCUUACUGCUGUCUGCCCUCGGACUCAUCAUUUGCUGUGUGAAAAAGAAGAAAAAGAAGACAAACAAGGGCCCCGCCGUGGGUGUCUAUAAUGGCAACAUCAAUACCGAGAUGCCAAGACAGCCAAAAAAGUUUCAGAAAGGGCGAAAGGACAAUGAUUCCCACGUAUAUGCGGUCAUCGAGGAUACCAUGGUGUAUGGGCAUCUGCUACAGGAUUCCGGCGGGUCCUUCCUGCAGCCCGAGGUGGACACCUACCGGCCGUUCCAGGGCACCAUGGGGGUCUGCCCUCCCUCCCCACCCACCAUAUGCUCCAGGGCCCCAACUGCAAAGUUGGCCGCUGAAGAGCUGCCUCCUUGCUCCCCUCCUGAGUCCGAGAGUGAACCGUACACCUUCUCCCACCCCAACAACGGGGAUGUAAACAGCAAGGACACAGACAUUCCCUUGCUGAACACUCAGGAGCCUGUGGAGCCAGCAGAAUAAUUUGAUCCCUUCCAGGGAAUUUGCUGAGUUUCAUAAAGCAGGGCACUGAGACACCCAUCCGUGUUCCUAACCAGAAAUCCUAAAGAAGAGGAAUUAUACAGAAGGAACAGCAGGAGAUUUUCCUGGACACCACCAACUUCACAUUGCUCAGUGGACUCAUUCUAAGCACAAGACACUGAAAAUGAUGAAUUCUCAUCUGGAUACAGUCAUGACAGCUCAUGUCCUUCUCAACUCAGGCUGUGUGGUUAGCCAGCCUGUAAUGAGAGGAGAGAGGCCUGAGUCACCUAGCAUAGGGUUGCAGCAAGCCCUGGAUUCAGAGUGUUAAACAGAGGCUUGCCCUCUUCAGGACAACAGUUCCAAUUCCAAGGAGCCUACCUGAGAUCCCUACUCUCACUGGGGUCCCCAGGAUGAAAAUGACAAUGUGCCUUUUUAUUAUUAUUUAUUUGGUGGUCUUGUGCAUUUAAGAGAUCAAAUGUAUAACCACCUAGCUUUCUUCACCUGACUUAGUAACAACUCAUGCUAACUGGUUUGGAUGUCUUCAUUGUGACUUCUAUCGACCACUAGAUAAACGUGUGCCAGUCCCCCGGGAGGUGGGAAUAAUUUAUAAUCUGUCCAGCCAGAAAA
This is a messenger RNA of Mandrillus leucophaeus (drill), 3264 nucleotides long. It is a transcript of the gene CDCP1, whose product is annotated as CUB domain containing protein 1. NCBI's taxonomy places the organism in Eukaryota, Metazoa, Chordata, Mammalia, Primates, Cercopithecidae. Bases 130 to 2640 code for a protein of 836 amino acids. The record is from RefSeq and is a predicted model, not a curated record. The transcript is spliced from 9 exons.